Linum trigynum is the source of this 1341-nucleotide messenger RNA. The record is from the annotation of a GenBank genome assembly. NCBI's taxonomy places the organism in Eukaryota, Viridiplantae, Streptophyta, Magnoliopsida, Malpighiales, Linaceae.
AUGGAGAAGCUAGGGAGGCCACUAGCCCACCUCUUCCUCGCUUUCUUUCUCUACAACUUCGGAAUGUACAUGGUGGCUCCGAUUAUAACCGAUGUCACCAUGUUUGCGGUCUGCCCACACCAGCCCGAGUGCUCCCUUGCCAUUUACCUCACCGGAUUUCAACAAGCGGUGAUUGGGCUUGGGACUUUAGUAAUGAUGCCAUUGGUAGGGAAUCUUUCAGACAAAUAUGGGAGAAAAGCUUUGCUCACUCUCCCAAUGAGCCUUUCUAUCAUCCCUUUGGCCAUAUUGGCGUACAGCAGGUCCAGGAACUUCUUCUACGCUUACUAUGUGCUUAAGACUCUCACUGCCAUGGUUUGUGAAGGAAGUGUUCACUGCCUUGCUCUCGCCUACGUGGCGGACAAUGUUCCGGUGGGACGGCGAGCGGCGGCCUUCGGGAUACUCUCCGGGAUCGGAUCCGCAGCGUUCGUCUGCGGGAACUUCGUCACUCGAUUCCUCACCACUGCUUCCACUUUCCAGGUGGCGACGGCCGUGGCGAUCGCCGCUACGGUGUACAUGAGGAUUUUCCUUCCCGACGUAGCAGUCGAUGAAAGCCUCAAGACGCCAAUUCUCUCCCGAGGGAAGGCAAAGAUAAUAGCAGAUUGCCCGAACGAGAUCUCUCCGAUUAAGAGCGAUCAGAUCUUCAAAUCGAGGCCUUCCCUGCGAGACAUGCUCACCAUGCUGCAGAGCAGUAAGACUUUCACCCAGGCGGCAAUCGUAGCGUUCUUCCUCAGCCUUUCAGAUGCCGGCCUUCAUGCCUCCCAAACGUACUACCUGAAAGCAGAAUUCCACUUCAAUAAGGAUCAGUUCGCAGAUCUAAUGGUGAUUUCCGGGAUUGCUGGGACGGUUUCACAGCUGAUUGUGAUGCCCAUAUUAACUCCAUUCUUGGGAGAAGGUGUUCUGCUUUCGGUUGGACUUUUCUUCUCUUGUGCCCAUACAUUUCUCUACAGCGUCGCAUGGUCUUAUUGGGUCCCAUAUGCUGCCUCUAUGCUCUCCAUUUUCUUCGUUUUCUCACAACCAUGUAUGCGAACCAUUGUGUCCAAGCAAGUUGGUUCAUGUGAGCAGGGAAAGGCUCAAGGAUGCAUAUCAGGGAUUUCUUCCUUUGCGCACGUUGUUUCCCCCCUAGUUUUCUCUCCAUUAUCAGCUCUAUUUCUCUCCGAUAAUGCCCCAUUCGACUUCCCUGGCUUCAGCAUCAUGUGUGUUGGAUUCGCAAUGACGGUAGCCUUUGUUCAGAGUCUCAUGAUUAGGGUUCCCCCUCCCAUUUCAGAAGAGAGGGUCAAUAAUCCGAACUACGGUGAUGCCUAA